AAAAACGCUCUGCGGCGUUGUAUUUUUGUCGGUGGUCAGUAAAUCGGGGAUAACGUUUUCGUCAACCUUACUCUCCGUUUGCUGUGCGUCUCCCUGCUGGCAUUUCCUCCCCAAAACCCUCGUCUGCAAUGUUCCGGCUCCCCUUUCUGCUGCCUGCCCUGCUCUCGCUUCUCAUCCCUGGGCCGGCCCGAGGAUAUUUCCCCGAAGAGCGCUGGAGCCCCGAGUCCCCGCUGCUCGCACCCAGGGUGCUCCUCGCUCUCAUCUGCCGCAACUCGGCUCACUCCCUGCCGCACUUCCUGGCGACUAUAGAGCGCCUCAACUUUCCCAAAGACCGGAUUGCCCUGUGGGUGGCAACCGACCACAAUUCGGACAACACAACAGCAAUCCUGCGUGAGUGGCUCAUCAAGGUGCAGACCUACUACCACUAUGUGGAGUGGAGACCGCAGGAGGAGCCACAAGCUUAUGAGGAUGAGGCAGGGCCCAAACACUGGACUAACCUGCGCUAUGAACACGUGAUGAAACUGAGACAGGCUGCGCUUGAGGCAGCAAGAGAAAUGUGGGCUGACUACUUCCUGAUUGUAGACUGUGACAACCUCCUGACAAACCCUGAGGUCCUGUGGAAGUUGAUCACUGAAAACAAGACCAUCGUGGCUCCCAUGCUUGAGUCCAGAGCUGCCUACUCCAACUUCUGGUGCGGCAUGACUACGCAGGGUUACUACAAGCGCACCCCGGCCUACAUGCCCAUCCGGAAGCAGGAGAGACAGGGCUGCUUCGCUGUUCCCAUGGUGCACUCCACCUUCCUCAUUGACCUGCGCAAAGAGGCGUCCCGUGAACUGGCCUUCUACCCCCCUCACCCCGACUACACCUGGGCCUUUGACGACAUAAUCGUCUUUGCUUUCUCUGCAAAAAUGGCAGACAUUCAGAUGUUUCUGUGCAACAGAGAAAGUUAUGGGUUCUUCCCAGUUCCCUUGCGGUCACACGGCACUCUGCAGGAUGAGACGGACAGCUUCCUACACACCAUGCUGGAAGUCAUGGUUCGAAACCCACCUAUAGAGCCCUCUCAGUUCAUCUCCGUACCCCCCAAAAACCCAGACAAGAUGGGCUUUGACGAGAUCUUCAUGAUCAACCUGAAGAGGAGGAAGGACCGCAGAGACAGGAUGUUGCAGACUCUGCACGAGCAAGAGAUUGCCUGCAAAGUGGUUCCUGCUGUGGAUGGCAAAGCUCUGAAUGUCAGUGAUAUCCACAACAUGGGCAUUCACAUGCUGCCAGGGUACAGUGACCCCUACCACGGCCGUCCACUCACCAAGGGGGAGCUGGGCUGCUUCCUCUCCCACUACAACAUCUGGAAGGAGAUCGUGGACCGUGGUCUGGAAACAUCUCUCGUGAUCGAGGACGACCUGCGGUUCGAGGUGUUCUUCAAGAGACGUCUUCAGAACCUCAUGUAUGAGGUGCAGAGUGAAGGCCUGGACUGGGACCUCAUUUACAUCGGCCGCAAGCGCAUGCAGGUGGAUCACCCCGAGAAAGCGGUGCCCAACAUCCACAACCUGGUAGAGGCUGACUACUCCUAUUGGACCCUGGGCUACGUGAUGUCACUGCAGGGCGCACGCAAGCUGCUGGAGGCGCAGCCCCUCACCAAGAUGCUGCCCGUGGAUGAGUUCCUGCCGGUCAUGUACAACAAGCAUCCAGUGUCGGACUACAUGGAGCAGUUUGAGAAGAGGGACCUCAAAGCAUUUUCCGCCGAGCCCUUGCUGGUCUAUCCCACGCACUACACGGGCGAUCCCGGUUAUGUCAGCGACACGGAGACCUCCACCAUCUGGGACAACGAGCAGGUGAAAACGGACUGGGACAGGGCCAAGUCCCAGAAGACACAGGAGCAGGCAGAGCUGAGCAGCGAAGCCCAAAAUUCCGACGUCCUCCAGUCGCCCCUGGAUAGCACAGCCCGGGAUGAGCUAUGAUCUUCGGGGUGACUGGACCUGAAAGCCUUCUUGAAAGAUCCACCAGCGUCCACAGGCUUCACUGGAACACUCCCAAGAUGGAUUCGAAGGUUCCAUUCCAAGAGAAGAUCCCGUCUGGGGAUCUUUAAAGACUGCCCUGCUCAGUCCUUGUCUGCAGGACUCUUUUGAAUGCCUUCUCACUCCUAACCUGAAUGUCUGUCCCUUUAAUUUGAAAUAUUUUAUUCUGCGGGAUCGAAGAUUGAGGCAGGAAAACCCCCGUUUCAGAAAAUCACUCUACUGGACUGGAGCGUUCAAAAAAGGGUUAUUGCUUUGGUUUUGGAACACAAGCUUUAUUCCUGUUUUUAUUGUCAAUCUUGUGUGAUUUUAAAGUCUUUGGGUUUUAAAGGUCGGUUUUAGGAUGAGGCAUUUUUAAAAUGUGAUCUAGGUUUCAUGAUUUGAUUUCUGGAUUAGGCAUAAGCAUAUCCCUACCUUGAACUUGGACAAUCAAGUUGACCUCUUAUAGUUUUGCAGAUUUAAUUUUUUGUUUGUGCAUAGAAGAAUUCAGCAUUGCAUUGUGCCUUCCGUUGACCUGUUACUCCCUAGCAGUUGUUACCAGAACUAACAAUCAGCAAAUUAUACUGAAGCUUUUCCUGGACUUUGCAGAUUUUAUACUCAGAGGGUGCAGUUCUGGUCAUUGCCAUAGGAAAAACAAAUAUCUCUAAGUGCAGUCUUGUGAGAAACCUCACAGUCAACUCUGCGUUUUAACUGACACAUCUGACACUACUGUUAGCUUAAAUACAGAGUGAAAAGUCAGAGAUGAGAUGUACUGUUAAGUAGCACCCACUAGGGACAAAAUCUUCAAAGUUAUAGGCUUUGUUCAUCCUUUAUAUAAAUAUACAGUACAUACACUGAUGUGUUUCUGGAUGCAUAGGAGGGUUAGGAUAAAGGGCUACAUAAUAGCC
Messenger RNA from Lepisosteus oculatus (spotted gar), 2896 nucleotides. Its product is annotated as procollagen galactosyltransferase 1. Gene Ontology annotation, molecular function: procollagen galactosyltransferase activity. The record is from RefSeq and is a predicted model, not a curated record. NCBI's taxonomy places the organism in Eukaryota, Metazoa, Chordata, Actinopteri, Semionotiformes, Lepisosteidae.